UGAUGAUCUGGCAAGAUCGGCUGCUGAAGAUAAACGAACUUUUUGAAACCAUCAACCAUCUCAGUGUAUAGCAGAUCCUCUGGUUCUUUGAGCAUGGCUUCUGAAAUUGUUAAGUCCGCAUGGAAAGUGAUUCCCAUGUUCGAGUCCCGUUCGAUUCCUCUCACAGUCGACUUUUACACCAAGACGCUGGGAUUCGAGCUUGGCAGCGUCAAACCCGAGGACAAUGGAUCCGACCUAUAUUUCUGCUCUCUGGCCAUUGGCAAGAAGGCGGAUGCGAACUUCUAUUUCUUGAAAGUGACCCCUGAAACAUUCAAGUCAUCACAGGCGAUGAUCGGUCUGGGGACUCGCGAGCUCGACGAUUACUACGUCUAUUUAAAAAGCCAAAUCGGAGUGGUAUUUUCCGAGGACAUCGAAGACAAGCCUUGGGGCUUCCGUCAAUUUACAAUCAAGGACAACGAUGGAAAUUCGCUCACGUUUUUCAAGUUUCUGGAAGGGGGAAACCCAGGCGACGAGUAAUUUUGGGUGCUUAGCCUAGAGGUAUUGCCUGGAUUGAUGGACUUGCUACGUGAAAGUUCUUGAUCUGGUAGGAAGUCACUGGGGAUUAUGUGCACUAUUUAGAAAUGGAAUAUAUGAUUUGAAACUUCCCAUUUUUCAUAUCAGAAGUGAGGAAAACCUGAUGAUACUCUCAGACAGACAAACGCCAUAAAUCAAUGUUGUGUCAAGACCCUUCGUCAGU
Messenger RNA from Aspergillus novofumigatus IBT 16806, 736 nucleotides. Its product is annotated as glyoxalase family protein. The transcript has a single exon. Bases 94 to 516 code for a protein of 140 amino acids. Lineage: Eukaryota; Fungi; Ascomycota; Eurotiomycetes; Eurotiales; Aspergillaceae. The record is from RefSeq and is a predicted model, not a curated record.